AUGGCAGAAGUGAAGCUACAUGGUUUCUGGUCCAGCCCUUUUAGCUGCAGAGUUAUCUGGGCUCUGAAAUUAAAAGGUGUAGAGUAUGAAUACAUAGAAGAAGACCUUCUUAACAAGAGUGAAUUGCUAUUGAAAUACAAUCCAAUUUAUAAAAAGAUCCCAGUCCUUGUUCAUGACGGCAAGCCAAUUGCUGAGUCUCUUGUCAUUCUAGAAUACAUUGAAGAAACAUGGCCGGAGAAUCCCUUGCUGCCAAGAGAUCUUUACGACAGAGCCAUGGCUCGAUUUUGGAUCCAAUACGGAGCCACCAAGUGUGCCGAUGCUUUUGGAGCGUUCUUCGUAGCAAGCGAAGAAGAAAAGGAGAAGGCAGCAAAAGAAAUAAUGGAAGUGCUGAAAAUCCUAGAAGAUCAAGCCCUCGGAGACAAAAAGUUUUUUGGGGGCGACAAUAUAAAUCUAGUAGACAUCUCAUAUGGACCAUGUGCUUACUGGUUGCCGGCGAUGGAAGAAGCAGUGGGUGUAAAAGUGCUGGAACCAAGCACGUUACCUAAAUUACAUGCUUGGGCUAAGAACUUCAUUGAAGUUCCUGUGAUUAAAGAGAACAUUCCUGACUAUGACAAGAUGUUGGCUUACAUGAGAGUUGCUAGGGAGAAGUUAGGCAAGAACUAGCCUUUGUAAUACUUUCGAUUUUUGAAAGUAUAGUCCAUGUAUGUCCUUGUUUAAAGGUUAUGUAACCUUUAUCUCUUAAGAACUAAUAAGGGUGGCGGCAGCCAUUCAAGUUUGAUAUUUAA
Messenger RNA from Populus trichocarpa (black cottonwood), 785 nucleotides. Its product is annotated as glutathione transferase GST 23. The transcript has 2 exons. Gene Ontology annotation, cellular component: cytoplasm. Gene Ontology annotation, biological process: glutathione metabolic process. Gene Ontology annotation, molecular function: glutathione transferase activity. The record is from RefSeq and is a predicted model, not a curated record. Bases 1 to 663 code for a protein of 220 amino acids. Lineage: Eukaryota; Viridiplantae; Streptophyta; Magnoliopsida; Malpighiales; Salicaceae.